This is a messenger RNA of Glycine soja, 1827 nucleotides long. RefSeq names its product exocyst complex component EXO70B1-like. Gene Ontology annotation, molecular function: phosphatidylinositol-4,5-bisphosphate binding. The transcript is spliced from 3 exons. Gene Ontology annotation, cellular component: exocyst. Bases 215 to 1645 code for a protein of 476 amino acids. NCBI's taxonomy places the organism in Eukaryota, Viridiplantae, Streptophyta, Magnoliopsida, Fabales, Fabaceae. The record is from RefSeq and is a predicted model, not a curated record. Gene Ontology annotation, biological process: exocytosis.
UCAAACGAGCGCAUACAUCAGCGGUGAGCAAUCACGUGAAUUUUCAACGGGAUUUUGCAGAGCUUCCGCGUUGAAACCAUCCAACCCUCUUAGCCUCAUAUUCGUUGUCUAUACUUCCCUCCUUCCUUCGUGUAAUUACAUUUUUUUCAUCAGCAGUUCCAGGACCUAAUUGAUACACAAGAUCACUGUUUUUUUAGAGAGAGAUUGAGAGAGGAUGUUUGGUUCAAAGAAAACUCCUCUGAGAGAUGCUAAACCUAGUUCUAGUGUUACUCAAGUGGAUUCCCCCCAGGCUAUUGUAUCUGUGGCACAAGAGGCUGAUUCCCCUCCACAAAUUGAGGAUCUAGGAUUGUUAGUCACUGAAUCACAACAAAGAAUUAAUGAUAGUGAUAACAAUAGUAUUGUGACACAGUUCAUGGGUUGCAUAGAGGCCCUAAAGAAGGAGAAUGAAAAUGUUAUUUUAACAAUUUUCAAGCAUGCUGAGGAAUACCUCAAAGCUAGUCUUGUCCAGACUCCAGAUCUGCAAUUGCAUUGCGAUGACAACUUGGUGGUGGAUUCUCUGCCAUCAGUUAUUAUCAAUGACCUUCGUGAAUGUGUAAGGCUGAUGGUGACAGCAGGGUUAAGGGAGGAAUGCAUUGACGUGUACAUUACUUGGCGGAGGGAGUUUCUGAGUGAGAUACUAUCAGCGUUGAUAGAGCUCAAAAUUGGCAACACGAUUAAGACCGAGUUUUUUAUAAAAGCUUUGUGCUUAGCUGAUAGGAUACUAUUACCCAAUGAAAGAAGACUCUGUGAAUGCGUCUUUGAAGGGUCCAUUCCCCUUGAGGAUAAGUACCCUGCAUUACCCGGAAUACAUAGGUUCAGGUUUCGGAAGAGUUUGGCCAGUUACCCUGCAUUGCGGGACAAGUUGUUGAUGGAUUUGAACAUUUACUCAGCAUUACACGGAAUACGUAAGUUCGGGGAAUUGUUAACUCUUACUUACGGUGUUAAGGAGAAAGCCAUUGUUCCCGGCGGCAGGGUUCAUCAGAUUACCCUUGAUGUGUUGGACUACGCUGACAAAAUAGAUAAGGAUUGGCGAGGUUCUUUGAACCCCAUGACUGAUGAAGAAAGAAAGUUUCCACUGAUAACAGACCUGUUAGACAGCAGUUUGGAAGCCAACUCCCAAAAUUACCAUGAUCCUAUUUUGGGUUACGUUUUCAUCAUCAACAAUCGAAGCUACAUACAACGAAGGGCAAUGCAGCGUGGAUUGAGACAUAUUCUUGGAAAUGACUGGAUUAAAAAAAACACAACUAGUAUCAAAGAAAACCUUCAACUCUAUCUGAGAAACUCAUGGAAUAAGAUCUUGGAUAUUUUGAAGCUGGACAUCAAUGAGUCAGAGCCUAAUGUUGCGGCACAGUUAAUGAAAAACAAGCUUCGUUCCUUCAACGGACACUUUGACGAUAUAUGCAACAUUCAGUCUACGUGGUUUGUCUUCACUGAGGAGCUAAGGAGAAAAAUAAUAGAAUCCAUAGAAAAGAUGUUGUUGCCAGCAUAUGGAAACUUCAUUGGGAGGUUGCAGGAUUUUCUUGGUAACCAAGCUUAUGAGCACAUUGAGUAUGGAAUGUUUGACGUUCAAGAUAGACUCAACAAUUUGUUUCUUGUAAGAGAGUAGAUGAAUCUGAUGCCAGAAGAGACGGAAAGGAGACACAAGUUUGCAUUGAUUUAGAAUACAAAAAUAUCAUCAUCAUUCAUUGCAAACAUAGUUGUACAUUUAUUCAAAGGAGACACAAUUUGUUUCUCAAAGGAUUUGUGCCAUUGUCGUACAUUUAUUCCACUGUAUGUCUCAACACAAAA